AUGUACGUUACAGAAUUUAUUGAUUCCAAAAUUAAACAGCGGAGAGUGCUGCUGAUAUCAAAACAAAACUCUCCAGUUUGUCAGACUAUUGAGGGAAUUUUGAGGACAUACAAUCUGAAUAAAGAACAAGCUAACAAUUUUGAAGUACUAUGCAUAGAUUGCAGGAAGGAUUGUACUACGGUAGAAACAUAUUUAUGGCAUAAGCUAAUCUACCGAAACAGACAGGUACCACAUUUAUUUCUGGAUGGCAAACACAUAGGAGGAGAACCAGAAAUAAAGCGUCUACAUGAGAGCGGCGAAAUGAGACGAAUAUUUAAGGAAGCAGGUCUUUGA
Molecule: messenger RNA, 333 nt
Organism: Schistosoma rodhaini
Lineage: Eukaryota; Metazoa; Platyhelminthes; Trematoda; Strigeidida; Schistosomatidae
Source: the annotation of a GenBank genome assembly